Messenger RNA from Huiozyma naganishii CBS 8797, 1962 nucleotides. Its product is annotated as putative hydrolase. Bases 1 to 1962 code for a protein of 653 amino acids. Gene Ontology annotation, molecular function: monoacylglycerol lipase activity. The record is from RefSeq and is a predicted model, not a curated record. NCBI's taxonomy places the organism in Eukaryota, Fungi, Ascomycota, Saccharomycetes, Saccharomycetales, Saccharomycetaceae. The transcript has a single exon.
AUGGUAGCAGAACACAAUGCAGGGGAGCUGCUCAUCAGUGAGGGCAAGUCGUUGGGGAUAGGAGGUAUGACACGGUACAAGAUUCGUGUCACAAGGUCGAAACUGCGGGACAAGUCGCUGGAGAAGCUUCAUUUGAGGGUAAAGAACAACGAAAGUCCGCUUAUGCGACCCGUGUACCUCACUGGGCCGUACUCUUUUUAUGUCGACGUGCGGCCGAUUAACUACGACGAGGACAAGAAGUUCGAGAGUAAGGACCCAGUUCAAUUUAAGGAGGAUUUGAGACCUUCGGAAACUUUCAAAGCCGAUCUGUUCUUGAAUGAAACGAGUCUGUUGCAAGGAACGGAGGAUGUGUACUGCUUCACCGUCGAUGUGCUGUGCCAACUAGCCGUCGUCGCGUUCCCGACUAUCAGUUACUCGCUUAGGGUCGGAUCCACGAGAAGGGCUUGUAAAGGCAAGAAGGCUAGGCCCCUGCACGAAUCCCCAGGUGUCACUUUUGAAGAGUGGGACUCGAACACUCUGUGGGCUUUACCACCCAAAUUCAAGGAUCGCCCAGCGCACUUGGUCAUUAUUACUCAUGGGAUCUUCUCGAACGUCGGGUGUGACAUGCUCUACAUGAAGGAUAAGAUAGAGGAGGUCGCUAACGGUGUUGAGGAUUUGAUCAACCCAAACGUGGUAGUGAGAGGGUGUAUGGACAACAUGGGGAAAUCUGGUCACGGAGUGCACUAUCUGGGCAAGCGAGUCGGAGAAUACGUCAUUAGAACAAUCGAGCAGCUGAAGAAAGAAGGUGUCAAAGUGGAUAAAGUCUCCUUUGUGGGCCACUCGCUGGGUGGACCCACGCAGACAAUGGCCGUCCAUUACAUUACGAUGAAGAGACCCGACAUCUUUGACGAGACGAAGGGCGGCGCAAGACCCGUGAACUUCAUCACUCUGGCGAGCCCGUUCCUUGGUGUCAUUGGUGACUUCCCGCUGUACCUAUCGAUCCCGCUGGAUAUGGGUGCGUUGGGUUUGACAGGGAGAGAUCUGAACUUGAAAUACACGCCCUUGACGUCGAAGGACGGUCUGUACAUUGGUUCCGAAAAGAACUUCCCGAGACUGAUCUUGGAAAUACUGAUCCAACCGCCCAUCAGGGCUACAUUCGAGCGAUUUGUUCACAGAACGCUGUACGCGAACAUCGUACACGACGGUAUCGUCCCCAUUAGGACCGCGGCGCUAAUGUAUCUAGAUUGGAAGAGUCUGGCGAAAGUGAAGCGGAUAAAGGAGAAGGGUUCCGAUGAGCCGAUGGCACAGUUGAAAAGUUCUGAGGAAUCUACCGCUGAUAUACCGUCGAGUGCGGGGACACCUGUAUCGGUCCCAGAUGACCUGGGCGGUUCGAGGGAGAGACUCGGCGGGGGGAAAACGCCGACGGGGGAGAUCCCUGGGGACGACCUCAACAUCAAGGAUACGGCGAAGUGGGUGAUGCCGCAGGCGCUGCUUCAUGUCCGCAAGAACAAGAAAUUCCAGCGGGGUCAGGUUGUAGAGAACGAGGACUCCAGUGAUGGCAGAGGCGGUGGGAAGUUCAGUGCCCCGACAGAGGCUUCGACGGUGCUCUCCGCGUUAUCCACGCUUACUGCGCCCGUCCCGACGCAGGAGUACAUCAAGAACCCAAAGCUGAGAAGAGACGCCAUCAUCCACGACCACAUGUACGAUCCGGAUCACUUGCCGCCGGAGCACUACGCGCACAGGCCUACGUUGAAGAAACUUGUGUAUCCGAAUGAGAGCGUGAACAGAAUACAGGAGCGCAUUGCGCGGGCGUGGCAGGAGACGAUGACGUGGCGCAAAGUGUUGGUGAAGAUCCAGCCGGAUUCGCACAACAACAUCGUUGUGAGGCGGCGGUUUGUAAACUUGUUUGGCAAUGUCGCCGUGAAGCACAUGGCAGAGGAGCAUUUUGGCGCCGGGGCAAGUGCCAAAUACGCUGAAUUUUAG